UUCCUCAGUGUCUCUCAAAGUCAGUCAUUCUUGAUACAGUUCUGAUCCUUCACCUGGAUGGAUGCGCUAGAGACCAGUCUUUUUCUUCUGAGAGGGAGGGGACCGAGAGAAGGAAGAAGAGAAACGAUCUGAAGCCCUGUGUUCUCCUUAUGACUUGAUGAUGAUAAUUGGGUACCACUGAAUGAAGCUGAUGCUGCAGCAGGGUGUUUAGUGAUGGGCACCCUGUGUUUGUUUCUUUUACAACAGGCGUAGCUUAAAGUCCGGAUUGCUGAAGCAAGGUGCUUGGAUUAACCCUGAACCUCUAGAAGCGGCUGUCUGCACUGCAGAACAUGUCUAACAGUAACACUACUCAGGAGACUCUGGAAAUAAUGAAAGAAUCAGAGAAAAAACUGGUGGAAGAGUCUGUAAACAAAAACAAAUUUGUAACUAAAACUGCAAGUAAGGAAGAAGUUGACAAAGAGGGUGAAGAGGCUGUUUUGCGCCAGGAGACACAGAGACGGACAUCUAGCCAUGGUCACAACAGGAAAAGAGCCAAGUCUAAUUCCAAGCUCAAGUUGGUACGCAGUCUGGCGGUGUGUGAGGAAUCCUCCACUCCAUUUGCUGAUGGGUCACUAGACAUGCAGGAUAUAAUUCAGUUGCACAUCAGCUGCCCCUCUGACAAGGAGGAAGAAAAGUCCACAAAGGAUGUCUCUGAAAAGGAAGACAAAGACAAAAGCAAAGAAAAGGUCCCCAGGAAGAUGCUGUCCAGAGACUCCAGCCAAGAGUAUACCGACUCCACUGGAAUAGACCUACAUGAAUUUCUUGUAAAUACACUGAAAAAGAACCCAAGGGACAGAAUGAUGCUGCUAAAAUUGGAACAGGAGAUUCUGGAAUUUAUCAGUGACAACAAUAACCAGUUCAAGAAGUUCCCUCAGAUGACCUCAUACCACCGGAUGCUAUUACACCGGGUAGCUGCCUAUUUUGGGAUGGACCACAAUGUUGAUCAAACUGGGAAAGCUGUCAUCAUCAACAAAACCAGCAACACAAGAAUCCCUGAACAGAGGUUCUCAGAACACAUAAAAGAUGAGAAGAACACAGAAUUUCAACAGAGAUUCAUCCUCAAGAGAGAUGAUGCCAGUAUGGACCGAGACGACAACCAGAUCAGAGUUCCAUUGCAGGAUGGAAGGAGGAGCAAGUCAAUAGAAGAGAGAGAGGAGGAAUAUCAAAGGGCCCGAGAGAGAAUAUUUGCCCGAGAGACUGGCCAGAAUGGAUAUCUAAGUGACGUCAGACUCUCCAAAGAAGCCUUUUCUUCUAGCUCUCACAAAAGAAGGCAGAUUUUUAGGGGCAACCGUGAAGGGUUGAGCCGCACCUCAAGCAGCCGACAGAGCAGCACAGACAGCGAACUCAGAUCCCUGGAGCCACGGCCUUGGAGCAGCACAGACUCAGAUGGGUCUGUCCGGAGUAUGCGACCGCCUGUCACCAAAGCCAGCAGCUUCAGUGGGAUCUCCAUCCUCACCCGCGGUGACAGCAAUAAAGGCGGCAGUGCCGGAAGGGUCUCUCGGCCAGGUAUGGCACUAGGUGCCCCAGAAGUGUGCAACCAGGCCACCUCACCCCAGUCUGUCCGGGGCCUUCUCUCUUGUACUGCCCAGCAGCAGCAGCAGCAGCAACAACUUCCUGCUCUCCCUCCCACGCCUCAACAAGCGCCACCCCUGAAUAGUCACAUGAUUUCACAGCCAGUCCCGGCCCUGCAGCCCUCUCCGCAGCCUGUUCCGUUCUCUCCAAGCUCCUGUCCCCAAGUCCUCCUGCCAGUCUCUCCGUCCCAGCAGUACAACAUGGCAGAUGACCUCAGCAACCCAUUUGGACAGAUGAGCCUUAGCCGCCAAGGUUCUACGGAAGCAGCUGAUCCAUCCUCAGCUCUGUUCCAGCCCCCACUUAUUUCCCAGCAUCCUCAACAACCUAGCUUCAUCAUGGCUUCUGCAGGACAGCCCCUCCCUACUUCCAACUAUCCCGCCUCCAGCCAUGCGCCACCUGCUCAGCCCGUCCUUCCACCCCAAGGCUACAUGCAGCCCCCUCAACAGAUCCAGGUUUCUUACUACCCCCCUGGACAGUAUCCUAAUUCCAACCAGCAAUAUCGACCUCUCUCUCACCCGGUGGCCUAUAGCCCCCAGCGUGGUCAGCAGCUGCCUCAGCCAUCUCAACAGCCUGGUCUGCAGCCCAUGAUGCCUAACCAGCAGCAGACGGCUUACCAAGGCAUGCUCGGGGUCCAGCAGCCUCAGAACCAGGGCCUGCUCAGCAACCAGAGGAGCAGCAUGGGAGGCCAGAUGCAAGGCCUGGUGGUUCAGUACACUCCACUGCCUUCUUACCAGGUCCCAGUGGGCAGUGACUCACAAAAUGUGGUCCAGCCGCCUUUCCAGCAGCCCAUGUUGGUCCCUGCCAGCCAGUCUGUGCAAGGAGGCCUCCCAGCAGGGGGUGUGCCCGUAUACUACAGCAUGAUCCCACCAGCUCAGCAGAACGGCACAAGCCCUCCUGUGGGGUUUCUGCAGCCUCCUGGCUCUGAGCAGUACCAGAUGCCUCAGUCUCCCUCUCCCUGCAGCCCACCACAGCAGUACUCAGGAGUGUCAACUUCUGGACCAGGUGUGGUGCUCAUGCAACUGAAUGUCCCUAAUGGACCCCAGGCCCCCCAGAAUCCAUCCAUGGCCCAAUGGAGUCACUGCAAAUACUACAGUGUGGACCAGCGAGGUCAGAAGCCUGGAGACCUGUACAAUCCUGAUGGCGGCCCCCAGGCCAACGCACAAAUGGGCAGCAGCCCAGUCACAUCUCCUACCCAGUCUCCAGCACCCUCUCCUGUCACCAGCCUCAGCAACGUCUGCACUGGACUCGGUCCCCUGCCUGUCCUCACGCCAUUCCCCCGGCCGGGGGGUCCUGCACAGGGUGAUGGGCGAUAUUCCCUGUUGGGUCAGCCAUUACAGUAUAACCUGUCCAUCUGCCCUCCCUUACUGCAUGGCCAGUCAACUUACACGGUGCACCAGGGACAGAGUGGAUUGAAGCACGGAAACAGAGGCAAGAGACAGGCACUCAAAUCCGCCUCCACUGACCUGGGGACAGCAGAUGUCGUGCUGGGGAGGGUUCUGGAGGUGACAGACCUCCCUGAAGGGAUCACCCGUACAGAGGCAGACAAACUCUUCACCCAGCUUGCCAUGUCUGGUGCCAAGAUCCAGUGGCUUAAGGAUGCUCAGGGGUCGCCUGGUGCAGGUGGAGGGGACUACCGUGGCCCUGCUGAGAAUGGCCGGCACUCGGACCUUGCUGCCUUAUACACUAUAGUGGCUGUGUUCCCCAGCCCGCUGGCCGCCCAGAACGCCUCCCUUCGCCUCAACAACUCUGUGAGUCGCUUCAAACUUCGAGUGGCCAAAAAGAACUACGACCUGAGGAUCCUGGAGCGAGCCAGCUCCCAAUGAAUGGGGGAGGGAGGCUGGUACAGUAGGAGUGGGGGCCGAGGCAGAACUGGGCCGGAGUCGACCACCUCAAGGCUGAAGAGAGAAGCAGAGUCUCACACUGGCACGGGACUCUUUCCACUCCCUUGCCAUGGUCCCUUUCCCCUGCAGCCCCCUUCAGUUUCCUCCUUCCCAUCCUCUUCUGCCAUUUUUUUAAAUCUCCUCCCACCAUGGAAUUAAUUUCUUUCAUAUUUUUUGGUCAAGUAGAAUUGAAAGGGUCCCACACUCCCCCUUCCCCCAUUUCCGCACCUUCCAGCCUCCCUCUCUGGUCUUCAUGAAUAUAUUUAUAUGGACAGAAUUAAGAAAAGUAAAUUGAUUUCCCCAUUC
Molecule: messenger RNA, 3797 nt
Organism: Phodopus roborovskii (desert hamster)
Lineage: Eukaryota; Metazoa; Chordata; Mammalia; Rodentia; Cricetidae
Gene: R3hdm2
Product: R3H domain containing 2
Exons: 26
Coding region: 330-3434 (1034 amino acids)
Molecular function (GO): nucleic acid binding
Source: RefSeq, a predicted model, not a curated record